AUGGCAGAAGGGGGAUAUGAUCCAAGACACCGGAAUAGCGACAGCAGACCCCGCCAAGUUUGCAGGUUCUACUUGCGUAAUUCUUGCACCAAAGGAGACAAAUGUUCUUUUCCUCAUGUGCGCAAUGGAUCGGUAGAGAACAAUGAUGUCUGCAAAUAUUAUCAGAUGGGCUGUUGUGCCUAUGGAAAAAAAUGCAAAUUCUUACAUGUAAAAGCUGACAAACACAAAGACAAUUCACGUGGGCAGACAGCAGCUGGACCUAAUGAGAGUGGGUACGGCAGCCGAACAGCUUUUAAGGAGGUAUCUUCCCAAAUGGUCACCCUGAGAAAAGGAGGACCAGACCAGCGUAGCCAUGACCCAGAGAGGGGACGAGGCAGAAGAGAUGUUGAGGGGAAGUGGGCACAAGCACAAGACUUUGUUCCUGGGAAGAAGUUUCAUGGCUCAGUUCCCAGCAGCUAUGCAAAUGCUGUGCAGCCACAUCAACAACCACAUCAAGAUUCAACAACUUAUACAGUAUGUGAUCCAGAUUUGAUGUGUCCUUUCUUCGAACAGUCCGGUCGGUGUCCAUUUGAGGAUAAAUGUCCAUAUGCUCAUGCAUAUGUGUGUGAAUUUUGUGGCUUGCCCAAGCUGCAUCCAUCUGAUAAAGAUAAGAGAGAACAACACAUCAAGGAGUGCAUUGAAGAGCAUGAGAAGCAGAUGGAACACGCAUUUGCAGUUCAGGCUAGCAGUGAUAAGGAGUGUGGCAUUUGCCUUGAGAAUGUGGUGGAGAAAGGACCAGGAAGCACUCCUGCAUCAUCUGACAAGAGGUUUGGCAUUUUGGAGAACUGCAAUCAUUGUUUUUGCCUCAGUUGUAUCAGAACAUGGAGGCAGAAUAAAAGUGAUGUUAUUCAGACGCAACGAACUUGCCCAACCUGUCGAACUCAUUCUGACUUUGUAACGCCUAGUAAAUUUUGGGUGGAGUCACCAAAAGCAAAAAGAAAACUUAUUGAUGAUUACAAAAAAGCAAUGAGCACCAAAUAUUGCCAGUACUUCAAACGGGGUAAAGGUGAAUGCCCUUUCGAUGACCGUUGUUUCUAUAAACACGCUUUAGAAAACGGGACCAUUGUUCAUGAAAAUAUUCACAGGCGGCGGAGGCGGACAAAUGCAGCAGGAGAACGGGACGUGGAGGAGGAUUACAGUUUAUGGGACUUCAUCACCCGGAGAGAGGAGGAUGGGCAUCUGCUGUCUUUGGAUGCCCAGCUGUCUCUUGUUCUGCUGGGGAUGUUUGACAGCGAUGAUGAUGAUGACAGUAACAAUAGUUUUGCUCUGAGGUAUAACUUUCUCAACGGGGACUUUUACUUCACAGAUUCUGACACAGAUACCGAUUCCAAUUAA
Molecule: messenger RNA, 1374 nt
Organism: Candidula unifasciata
Lineage: Eukaryota; Metazoa; Mollusca; Gastropoda; Stylommatophora; Geomitridae
Source: the annotation of a GenBank genome assembly